AGGAGGACGCGGAGGAGUACGUGCCGCCGACGGCGCGCCUGGACGCCGCGGUGUACCGGCAGCACUGGAACGGCCUGCGGGUGCGUGUCGGGGUGCACACCGGGCUGUGCGACAUCCGGCGCGACGAGGCGACGAAGGGGUACGACUACUACGGCGACACGGCGAACAUGGCGGCGCGCACGGGGGCCGUGGGGAACGGCGGGCAGGCGCUGCUGACGCGUGCGGCGUACAUGUCGCUGAGCACAAACGAGCGGGAGCAGUUGGAGGUGAGUGCGCUGGGCGCGGUGGCGCUGCGCGGGGUGCCGAGGCCGGUGGAGAUGUGCCAGCUGGACGCCGUCCCCGGGCCGCACCUUCGCCGCGCUGCGUCUCGACCGUUUGGCGCCGUGGCCCGACGCCGGCGGAGAGGCCUCCGCGUCCACCACGUCGAGCGUCGGAGAGGCCGGCGCGCCUCGCGCGGCCGGCCGGUGCCCCCGCGGCGCCGACGUCGCGCCGGCGGCGCGGCAAAAAAGAAGGCGGCGGGGCGGGGGAGCCAUAGCUUUUCGUGGCCCUUCUCUGAUCUUUUUUUUUGCGGCGGCCGAGUCGCGCCGACGGCGUCACCUUCGCGCCGACGGCGUCCGGAAAUUCCGGCGAGGGGCCUCGAGAGCCUCGGCACACGCCGCUACGGCGAGGCAGGCGGAAAGAAGAAGCGGAAUUAA
Molecule: messenger RNA, 695 nt
Organism: Trypanosoma conorhini
Lineage: Eukaryota; Euglenozoa; Kinetoplastea; Trypanosomatida; Trypanosomatidae
Product: receptor-type adenylate cyclase
Exons: 1
Biological process (GO): cyclic nucleotide biosynthetic process; intracellular signal transduction
Source: RefSeq, a predicted model, not a curated record